Colius striatus (speckled mousebird) is the source of this 603-nucleotide messenger RNA. RefSeq names its product avidin. The record is from RefSeq and is a predicted model, not a curated record. The coding region runs from base 55 to 603 and encodes 182 amino acids. The transcript has 4 exons. Gene Ontology annotation, molecular function: biotin binding. Lineage: Eukaryota; Metazoa; Chordata; Aves; Coliiformes; Coliidae.
GCCAGCCCCGUGCCCGUGGGGCUCCAGUUACAGCCCUAUAAAGGGGGACAGGGCAUGGAGCCGGGAGGGAGGGAGCCACUCUGCAGCCCUGCGGCCAUGGGGAGCGGUGCCUUCGCCCUGGUCCUCACCCUGGCCCUGGGAGCACGUGUCACCCCUGCAGAGAGGAAGUGCCAGCUCAGUGGGCUGUGGAGGAAUGAUCAGGACUCGCUGAUGGAGAUUUCAGCAGUGAGGGACGACGGCAACUUCCAAGGGAAAUACCUCACGUGGGUCACCCUCAGUGGUGGCUGUGCCCGUGUCUCCCCCCUGACGGGUACCCAGCAGCAGCCCAGCGAGGGGGGAUGGCCCACCUUCGCUUUUGCCGUGCGCUGGGACAAGUUCUCCAAUGCCACUACUGCCUUCGUGGGGCAGUGUUUCGUGGACAGAGUGGGAAAGGAGAUGCUGAGCACCAUGUGGCUGCUGCGUGAAGCCGUCGAGUCCUUCGAUGAGGAAUGGAAAGCCACAAGCGUGGGCAGAAAUGUCUUCACACGUAAACGCACCCCAAAAAGAAAGGUCCUGCCGAGCUUGUCCCCGCCCUGUGAGGCUGCAUCUUCACCUAUCCUGUGA